This is a messenger RNA of Serinus canaria (Common canary), 2051 nucleotides long. RefSeq names its product tyrosyl-tRNA synthetase 2 (gene YARS2). Gene Ontology annotation, biological process: tyrosyl-tRNA aminoacylation. Lineage: Eukaryota; Metazoa; Chordata; Aves; Passeriformes; Fringillidae. The record is from RefSeq and is a predicted model, not a curated record. The coding region runs from base 1 to 1554 and encodes 517 amino acids. Gene Ontology annotation, cellular component: cytosol; mitochondrion. The transcript is spliced from 6 exons. Gene Ontology annotation, molecular function: ATP binding; RNA binding; tyrosine-tRNA ligase activity.
AUGUGGCGGAGAAGAACCGCCAGCCGGCGCAAAGCUGACCGCACUCGAGCCAUUCCGGGCCCGCCCGCCCGGCCCUCCCGGCGUGCCGCGCGCGAGAUGGCGGCGCCCGCGCUGUGCCGGCGCUGCGGGCGGGCGGCGGGGCCGUGGGGCCUGCGCCGGGCCCCGCUCCCGCCGCCGCCGCUCCGCCGCCGGGCCCACGAGCAGGCGCGGCGGGCGCGGGGCGCGGCGGGGCUGCUGGCGGCGCAGUGCGAGCGCGGGCUGUUCCAGGAGGUGUUCCCGGCGCAGAGCGCGGAGGAGCAGCUGCCGGCGCUGCUGGAGCCCGGCCGGCCGCCGCUGGCCGCCUACUGCGGCUUCGACCCCACGGCGGACUCGCUGCACGUGGGGCACCUGCUGCCCGUCAUGGCGCUGCUGCACUUCCAGCGCGCGGGCCACGACGUCAUCGCCGUGGUGGGCGGGGCCACGGCGCGGCUGGGGGACCCCAGCGGGCGGGAGCGCGCGCGGGAGCCGCUGCCGGCGGGGCAGGUGCGCGCGCAGGCGCGGGCGCUGCGCGCGGGGCUGGAGCGGCUGUUCGGGAACCACCGGGAGCUGUUCUGGGAGCCUCGGGCCGGGCGGCUCGGCCGCGCCGCCCUGCUGGACAACGCCAGCUGGCUCGGCCGGGAGCCGCUGCUCCGCUUCCUGGGCGGCGCGGGAGGGCGCCUCCGCAUGGGCACGCUGCUGAGCCGGCAGAGCUGCCAGGCGCGGCUGCGCAGCGCCGAGGGCAUGAGCCUGGCCGAGUUCCUGUACCCAGCGCUGCAGGCCUACGACUUCCUGCACCUCCACCGGCACCACGGCUGCCGCAUCCAGCUGGGCGGCCACGACCAGAUGGGAAACAUCAUGUCCGGAUACGAGCUCGUCACCAAGAUGACAGGAGCAGAGGUGUUUGGAAUUACUGUACCUCUUAUUACCAGUACUACUGGUGAUAAACUGGGAAAGACUGCUGGAAAUGCAGUUUGGCUGAACAGAGAGAAGACUUCUCCUUUUGAGCUCUAUCAGUUUUUUGUCAGACAGCAAGAUAAUGUAGUUGAAAAAUACCUGAAACUAUUCACCUUCCUUCCUCUUGAGGAGAUUGCCCACAUCAUGGAAAUGCAUGCUAAAGAACCUGAGAAAUGGGGCCCUCAGAAACGACUGGCUGCUGAAGUAACUAAGCUUGUCCAUGGUAGAGAGGGGCUGGAAUCUGCUAAGAGGUGUACUAAGGCCCUUUAUUACAGCAGUGUGGAGGCACUGGAAGAAAUGUCUGACCAAGAGCUGCAGGAACUUUUCAGACAAGCUACUUCUGCUGAACUGAUGCUUGAACCUGGCAUGACUGUUCUUGACUUGUGUCGUAAAGCAAAUGCCAUUCCAGAUGGACCUAGUGGGUACCGGAAAAUUACAGAUGGAGGAGUUUCAAUAAAUGGGAAUCGUGUAACUAAUCCUGAGACUGUUCUUAUUCUGGGACAGCAUAUUCUGAAGAAUGGAGUAUCAUUACUUAGAGUUGGAAAGAAAAAUUACUACAUUAUAAAAUGGCUGCAGUUGUGACAACAGAGUAUCUCCCUAAAAUGACAGGUCUCUGAUUCUGCUGCUUGAAGAUAUACUUGAAGAUAUUUCUGUACUGUGCAUUACUACACAGCUCACAGACUGCCCAACACUUCUUUUUCAAAAUGCACUGGAGUUCAAAUAAAGGAGCUGAGUUAUACCACUAAAGAGAUUGUAGAUACUCUGCCUUAUUCAAAGCAGCAUUCAUAAGGAUCUGCUUAAGAAGAAAAGAUUAAUUUCAAAGUCCAGCAAUGGACAUAUGCUUUCCCUCCAGCCCUCUGUGUUGAAGGGGAACAGCGGCCAGUUAUUCCACAGGAUAAUUCACAGGAAAAUGAGCCAAAGCAAACUCAAACCCACUCCUUCUUACAGCCAGUGUGUGCUCACUGAACCAAGAAACCUUGCUGGGGGCAAAGACAACCGACCUAUGGUCAUGUUUUCCUGAAGAGGUUUGCUUUGAAGGAAGCUGCAGGAAAUUCAUAAUAAAGAUUCAUAAUAAAUGA